GUCAGUGAAAAAAGAAGAACCGGCAAAAUUACCGGUCGAGGCGGGUGCGCCAAGUAUUGCGGCAACGCACCUACACCCGGCAACAUUUCGUUCUCCAGCUUCCGCCAAUCUUUUACCUCAAAUGUCAAUUACCUGAAACGGAGAUUCUCUUCGGGCGAUCUAAGCUCGGAGUUGGAUGACGACGAUGCGAGCUCCGGGCUGACUUCCGUCAGCCAACAAGACUCCUCGCAGUCUUAUCAGGGUAGUCUGUCAUCCGAACGCCCCUUGCAAUCGCAACCGACGCCGGCUCCGCCGCCUAAUCAACCACCGAUUCCUGGGGCACCACCGGCACCCUCUGGGACCCAGCAACCUGCUGGCGGUGGCGAUCUGAGUCUCAAUCUACGGCCAAGCUCCAGGACAACCAGCGCUCCUUCAUCGCCGGCUAAAACAAGAGAAUCUCUUCUCCAGAGGGUCCAAAGUCUCACGGGGGCUGCUCGAGAUCAGGGUGCUUCCAUCUUGGGUGCAGCGGUUUCCGGCGCUACACGAGGUCCUUCUUACAACAAAGAUCGUUGCUUCAUUCUGCUGGUCGUCGACGAUCAGAAUACCGACUGGAGUAAAUAUUUCAGGGGACGUCGUCUCCACGGUGAUUAUGAAAUCCGCGUCGAACAGGCGGAAUUCCGGGAGCUUUCGCUCACCGCAAGUGAAGCCGGAACGAUCGUUUCAAUGGCCGUUUUUCGUAAUGGGACUAAAGUAAUUCGAUCCUUCAAACCGGACUUUGUCCUUGUUCGUCAAAAUCUACGCGACGCCGGAGAAGACUACAAGAAUUUGCUACUGGGUUUGAUGUACGGCGGCGUUCCGAGCGUUAACAAUCUUACUGCCAUUUACAAUUUCCAAGACAAGCCGUGGGUCUUCGCGCACCUGGUUGGGCUGCAGCGCCAUUUGGGAAGAGACAACUUCCCACUUAUCGAGCAAACCUAUUAUCCCAACCACCGCGAAAUGGUGACCGCUUCGAAAUAUCCCGUUGUCGUCAAGCUGGGUCACGCACACAGCGGUGUUGGUAAAGCGCGCGCUGAAACCAGUCAAGAAUUUUCAGAUCUCGCAUCCCUAGCUGCUUUGUCGAACACCUAUGCAACGGCGGAACCUUACAUCGAUACAAAAUACGACGUCCACCUUCAGAAGAUUGGAAACAACUACAAAGCAUUCAUGCGUAAAAGUAUCAGCGGUAAUUGGAAAUCUAAUACCGGUUCAGCUAUGCUGGAACAACUGGCUGUAAUCGAUCGGUAUCGCGCAUGGGUCGAUCAAGUUUCACAACUUUUCGGAGGGCUGGAUAUUUGCGCUAUCGAAUUGGUCGUUGGAAAGGACGGUCGCGAGUACAUCAUCGAGGUUAACGACAGCGCGUUGUCUUUGAUGGGCGACUCUCAGGAGGAAGAUCGUCGCCACAUCGCCGACCUAGUUACAUCUAAGAUGCAGGCCUGCUGUCGAUUGCCGAGUGCGCUCACUAAGACAACAUCGAGGGGCUCGGUUUCGAGCUCGAGUCAGGCAACGAGUCCUGCCGACGAACGACCGACUCAACUACCUCCGACGAUGGGAUCGCACGGGAGUAUGAGCUCCAUGACGAGCAUGGCAAGCGUGGGAUCUAUGGGCUCAACAACAGCCCUUGCCGGCGAUGUCACAACUUCCGAUAGCCACCAUCAACUGCAGCGUCGCGAUUCUCAAGCUUCCCAGUCAAGCACGGUGAGCAGCGCACCGUCGGUUAGCCGACGCCCAGACGAUCCUCCUUUAUCUCGAGUACCGUUUCACCGUCAGGGAAGUCAAACACAAGUCCAAGGUGAGGACACCGAAGACACGAUGAAAAAUCUACGCAAGACGUUUGCCGGAAUAUUCGGUGAUAUGUAAGGUAAAACGGCGUCGGUGAGGUAAUCGGGGAACUAAAAAUAUGAAGAACGAAAGAACACAUCUCUUAAUCAUUGAAAUCAUCGCGUAUGACAGAGUGUCAUGCAGAAAGGAACCGAAAAGAUGCAAACGAGAUGAUCGACAAUAUUUUAAGUUAUUUCAAAGGGUUGGCGGUAGUUUUUUUUAUCAAUUCGCAGCGGGAAUAUCCGAAUGAUGUAAUCUGGAUGAUGCUUCGACGAGAGAAAAAAAAAUAAUUAAAAUUGAAAAAAAAAUGAACACUUGGAAAAAUCAAUAAUCAAAUUAUAACGUCAGUCGUGAAUAACUGUAAUAAAAAUAAUCAACAUUCGAGGUAAAGCAAAAUGUUUAAAGUACGCUUCGGAAAAUUGACGGCAUUCUUCGUGUUAUUGCAUGAUAAGAAAAGGGCGAUUUCGCCUUCCUCGCGCUGCAGUUAGCAAAAAAUAAAAAUAUAAAACUACGGAAAUUUUCAACGAAUCGCUGAGAUAAUUAUAUUUGUUGCUCGUGAGCUUGAAUAUAAUCGUUGCAGGUAGUACUAUAGACGCUAGAAAUUGUAAAUUUGCAGACCAUUUCAUAGCGAACUAUAAUGAAUAGGAUAGUAAAAGCGACCGGUACACUGCGCUGGCUGAAAGCGUACGUAAGACUUUGGAGUAGUGGCGAGUCGAAAUACAUGUCCCGACGUUUCUGGUUUCUGUUCUUUUCCUGAAAUCUCUUAAUGAUUUUCUCUUAAUACAAAAAAUAUCAAUUUUAGCUUUAUAUUGCUCCACAAUUAGGACCGCGAACAGUUAUCCCAUUUUUUAAAUACUGAAGCAAUCAAUGAUCGAGUAAUAAAUUGGCUCACAUUGGUCAAUAUCCGAUUAUUUGGAAUCGCCAAUGAAAUGGUGUGAGGCACGUUUCGAAAUAUUAUUUCGACCAAUUUACUCAACCUUUUACAUCUGCGUUCAAUUCCAUCAUCGUAGCUGAUUAUUUAUCAUUAUUUUGCACUCAUUAUUCCAGUAAACAAGUUAAUGCAUCGGAGUGCCUUACUGCAUAAUUUGCCUGAAAAUUAUAUUUCUCGACGAAAAACAAACGCCUCCGUGUUAAUUGACCCCUAAAAAUAUUCGACUUGUUGCGUCCAACUACGUUUCCGGACAAUCAACCAAAAUUUGAGCUUCAGUUGCCGCGGACUGGACGGAAGUUGAGUAAUCAUCAGUAAAAGGCAAGGACAGAAGGAGCAAGGAUUACAAUAUUUUGUUCAAAUGAAAGGGAUAAUUGAAUGAGGUUAAAAUGAUCGAGGUAUUCCAAUUGAAGGGCAGUGUAAAUUGCUAACGUAUGAUGAUUGAUUAUUACAUUUCGAAGCCGGUCGAAUUGGAUAUUGAUAUUAUUGAUGAAAAUAAUAUCUUUAGCUGCUCUACCAAAUGGGAGCCCGUACCUUAAACGCACAAAUAGUUUUUAAGAAUUUGGAUAAUGGAGUGAGAAAAAAAACAAAGUUUAACAUCACGAUAGAAAAGAAUACCCAACGAAUGAGUAUAAGACGAGAAAAUGAGCAAAAAAAUAAAAUAAAAUAAAAUAAACUAAAAUGAAUAAAAAAAAUAUAUAUUUAAAGAUUAAGGUCUGUCAUUAUUACGUAGGCUGUAAUUAUGUAGAUAACGAACAUUUGCGUCAACAUCGAUGAAAAAUUAUAACGAAUUGAAAGAAGACGAAAAAAAAAAAAAAAAACUCUUGAAACGCUAGAUUUUAUGACGUAUGAAAAGUUUUUUGUUCAGUACCAAAGGGACAAUAACUCUAUAGAUUCAAAACCAUUCCAAUCUUUCGACUUCGAGUCGUCAAAAAUGCUGCACAGGACGACUCCGUCGACUUUGGUACUCGAUAAAACACUUGUGUCGAAAUACCCUGCAAAAGCUUAAUUAAGAAAUUGUAUAAUUAUGGUUAUGGUUUGUCGAUAUAAAGAGCGAGAGUGGUACUCAACAAAAGAUGGAAAGAUGAAGCUGGGACGAUGUUUAUGCCAAGAAUAAUCGAUCUCGAUCUAAUAGAAAAAGCAGGUCGUUCGCGUAGCGGAAGUCCAAGUGUCGUCGCAAUACCGGCUAAGAUUAAGUGUAUCCAACAGACUUUACUGUGCAUCAAGAAAAGUACAGGCAUCGAAGACUCAUUCCGUCAGUUGUUACUUUUUCGUACAUACGGAAGAAGGAAAACUCUAAUGGUCUGCAAAUUUACAAUAAUUGCUCGUUGAAUUUCCAUUUGGAGAUACUAAGCUGUUAUAGUUUAAGGGUUUGAACAUCGGAAAUUGUAGGAUAUAUAGAUAGUGCAAAUCGUUACACCGCAAACGUAUAUGAUCAUGGCUCAAUGAAAUUUACGAAAAAAGUUCACUUCUUCAACAUUCACGUAGUGAAACUGCCGAGUUUAUUGCAUAAUUCCUUAACACUAAAAUAUAAUGAAAACAACCAAAUAAGCGUUUUUGGAAAAGAAAAUAUUCGAAAAUGAACAGCUGAUCGUCGAUCCAUUUGAACCCGGAAGUGACGCUAAAAUUGUACGAUUCCUCUGCAAAACAUUCUGCACCAAGAAUAUAAAUUAUUGAAAAAUAUGCAUGUCAAAAAAAAAAAAAGAAAAGAAACGCAAAUGAAAUGAAAAUAAACGAAUGAAUGAUGAUAAAAACUAAGUAAAUAUUAAAAUUAAAAUCUCAGCGCGUAUCGGUUGCGAAGUAUGAUAAAAACCGCUCACACGACGAUAUAUGUAGAAUCGUUUUCAAUGCCUCGAUCGUGCCGCAACUCCCCAGAAUUCUAUACCCGAUAUGGAAUAUGAUGAUCAAUCGAUCGUUCGCGAGGUUAUAGAUGAAUUCGUUCAAUAGUUGAUUGAAUCUCCAGGUAUCACACCGUUUGUCCCUCAAUUACAUAAGUAUACCCACCCUUAUUCGUGAUCGUCGAUACGACCGCGCCUAGAAGUCAGCCCAGCAAGCAAUCCAUUGAUUCAAUGAAGUACAAAGUUCACGAGGUGCCUUCAAAGAGCUGCAGUUGUUAGUCGCUCCGGGUAAAUGUAGCUGCCAGACGCUAUUGAAUUCGACAAUAUAAUAUACGUGAUAUCAUAAUCAGCACAUUAUUUUAUUCGCCGCUCAAGGGGAUUUCAUCUUGAAAAAUAUUGGAGAACGCGAUUAUCGAGCGCGUGUUAAGGCGUGGAAUUGGAAAAUUAUCGUCGCCUCUAAUACCCAUGCCCCAAAAGUGUGUCGGCGUUGUACGGCUUCUGCAGCCCGCAGUGGCAGAGGGCAUAUAAUAUCAAUAAAGCGAAGGAGAUGAAUACAUUAUCGGAAUGUAAUCACGUAUUUGCAUACAUUGGCUGGUUCGGCUGUAACUUAAAACCAUACUUGAGGUAAAAGCUUCUUUGAGCCAAGAUCUAAACGCUGAGACGAUGUGUACGAAGAAGAUGACAAGUAAAUUCCGGAUUGGUGGUCGUGAAAAUAACGAUUAUAAUAAAAUACUAACAAACGAACAACACCAACGAUGUAAAGCGAGAGAUACAUCGAGUUACGAUGACGACGAACGGUUCAGGAAAAUACGUUUAAUUGUUAAGAAAAAUCUCAGGGGUGUCUUCGGGCACUAGGUAAGAUAGGAAAUAUAACUGACGGUCUUUCCAAGUAAUAAAUGGUUCCAUGAGCCAGAUUACUGAAUCUUGAAUAAUAUAAUGAUUACAGAAAGUACGAUUAACUUGACUGCAAACUCUUAGGACAUGGACCUCGACUUUUACUCAUUGUCAGACUGAACGAAAAACCUUGAAAACUAUGCGAAUGAAGAAACUUGUAACGGAAAUUCACCAUUCGGACGAUUCGAGGCGACGCCAGGCGCUAUACCCCCCUCGAGGUAAUUGAUUGAAAUUCGGUCGCAGUGUGAGGUAGGAAAGAAAAAUGAGGAAAUAAAACGAACGUAGCAGCGGAAAGAUCGUUAGAAAAAUCGAACGAUGAUAACGAUUCUAUUCUGCAGUUGUGCAGUCCUAAUUAUACGAAGACGAAUUUCAAACUCGUUGAGGAAAAGCGGUCGACGUCGAGCCGUUUCAAUGAAACAUACACACUAAACUCGGAACAAAGAAAAUCACCAAUGACUUAACGAAUCGAAUGAAUCGCAAUAAAGACGAGAACGAAAUAAAAUAACACAGCUGGUAGAAUCUAGGAACAAUGAAAUUCCGUUAUUUUCCAAGCUCUCUUAAAUCCCAACUUCGCUUAAAUUUUUGUUCUUCUUUCAUUGUUCGUUCCUUUUUUCUUCUCCUUUUUUUUUGUGUCUGUGUGUCGUGAACCACAAUUGUUGUUUCAUUUUUUCAUAAUAGUAGAUACGUGUAUAUUCAUCUUCAACAAGUAGUGUAGUUAAAGUAAAGUAUAUCGGUAAAUAGAUCAGUAAUAUUGACACAGGUUCAUUUAUGUCUGGGUGAGAAAAAUACUUUCGUAUCUGCAAAAAAAUAUCUACAGCAUUUUUUCAUAACGUGGCGCUUCGUGAUCUUCACGUUGAUAACAAUAAUUGACUGCGCCACGACAAAGAAUCCAUCAUCGAUAUAAUCAUCGGGUAAAAAGAAGAAAAUUCAAACAAAUAAAAUCGAAUGAUACAUGAAAAACGAAUAAAAUUUUUUUUUCUCCAAACAUCUUAGACAUGCUCCGUAGCUUCACUUAUAGUAUUGUGGACCGUUGUUGUGGGCUGUUGCAACGUUCUGAUCUUUUCUCAUAUACGAAAUAUGCAUCGGCCAGGGGCAUUGUACUUCCACGUUUCUUUCGUGCUUAAAAUAAACUUGAUAACUAUUUUCCUAUCUUUCUAGAGCAGAAUAACGCACAGGCCUAUUUUAAACGCGUAUUGAAUCAACUAUCCAAGGAAAUAGUAAUUUUUUUUUUGUAUUCCCUCCAAUGAGAAACUUUGCACAAUAACGUACGAAUGUGUAGAAGAGAAGACGUCGAAAAUCGAGAGGGAUGAUUUGAGUUUUCAAUUUUUUCAACCGAUUGUGAGCAACGUAACGUAACGUGGAAGUAAAAACGAUCCGGCCGAUCAUCCCAAUUCCCAUAUAAUACUCUGUAUGUAUCUCUUGUCUAAUAACUAAAUACUCUAACUAAAUAAGUAAUGAAUAAUAAUGAAAAGAAAGAAGUAUUUCAAAUUAUCAAAAGCAAAAAAAGCAAAAAAAAAAAAAAAAAACUAAUGAAGAUGAAAAAUAAAAAAUAGUAAUCGUAGGCGCUUAGGCGCGGAUCGUGCUGAAUACCGUACGUUCCCUUCUUGAUUUCAAUGCGUGCUAGCCACAUAUGAUAUCCACAUACCUAUAAUUCAUUAAGCUAAUAAAACAGUAUACACGAUAAUACGCUACCCAAUACUAUCACGAUAUGUGUCAAUGUUAUAAUAAUUGUCUAUUUCAUUACGAUCUAGUCAGAGUGUCGCGCCGAUGAAGAAAUAGUAAGGAAAACUAUUACAUAAAACAAAAAAGGUAAAAAAAAAACCAAAAAAAAUUAAAAAAAAAAUAAUUGCUAUCUGAUUACAGCAGUGUCUAAUAAUGAUGUAUAACUCAAUUAUAUAAUCAUCCGUUUACAUUAUAUAAAUAGUAUUUAGAUGCAAUGCAAAAUAUUGCUGAUGAUCGUAUACAUUUUGCCGCGAGUAUAAUAAAUAGGUUCUGAAAAUUUGGAUAUUUUGCGGCGCCUGUAGAAAUUCCACCAUAUAGAAAUUGCAAUAUCAUAUCGAUAUAGUGGAACCCAUUUUGGGCAUGCAAAGAGGAAAGGCAAAAGUUUGAAAUUUUUAGCUAUCAAAAGAGAUAAAAAAAAUUAUUCAGAAAAAAUCGAAAAAAAAAACAAUGCUGUGUAGUCGUAAUAUCAUAAUACAGACUCAUCUCUUUUUUAUUUUGUUUUAUUUUCGGGCAAAUGUUGUAGUAAGUAAGUGUGAUUAAAAUAUAUAAAUAAAUCAUAAGUCCUAUGAGAAGGUCAAGUAAUUGUAACGCGUUAAUUUUAAGCGAGGAUAAAAAAAGAAAAAUAAUAAUUAGCUGAUAGAUAUUUGUAAUGUUGGGAAAAAGUGAGGCAGUGAAGAGAAAAAAAAAGAAAGAAAUUAUCGGAGCGACAAAUAAGAAAUAUGUAAGUUGGAUAUUUAGGCGAUCGUAUCCUAUAUGGAUCCAUAGAUAAAAAUAGUUGGCCGACGUUCAGCGUAGCGAGACGUACUGCAGGGGCUACCUGUCCCCUUAAUCGAUGCGACUCGCAAUGCUGAACGUUGGAAGAUAGCGCGUAAAAAUCGUCGUAGUUUGGGUUUAUGACAAUAUAGCAUGUCUAUUAUAAAUGAACUGACCGUGGAUGCAUCUUGAUGCGUAAACAUCUUAACAUCGUGCGUAACUCCAGCGUAUCAAGGUUCGUUCGACGAUCGGUAAUUAUAUACGGCGUCGACUCGACGACUAAUCGGAGCCGUAUAAUGGUUAUUGAAUGAAUCGGCGUCACGACGCUACGAUCUCCGGCAACAAUCGAGACGCAAGCGUCGUCUUUCGGUUUUAUUCGAUAACGUUUGUCUCCGAAGGCAUGUCUAUAGUUACCAUUAUAGUUUAAACGAAACCUAAGCCAACCAUUCGGUAAGUGUCAGAUAAUUGUAAGCUAAGUGUCCUAAGGUAUUACAUACUCAAUGAUAUAGAAAUAAAACUUGCACGUGAGAGGCGUGCGGAGGUUUAAAUAUAUUUAAGUGUUAAGAGAUUAGGAGUAAAUAUAUAAAAUAGGUUUGAUCGUAAGCUGUAAGAAGAUAAGGAGAAUUCACGACUAGAUCAUAAUUAGUUGGUAUGUUAAGAACUAAAAUAUAACAACAACAUUAAUGUUAAUUAACGAAUGGUAGCAAUUGAGGUGACAACGAACCCACGACGCGGGUUCGAGUGACGUAAAACUGGAGCCCGAGUCGCGGUCGUGCUUAGGAUAGUCUGCACAAAAAAUGCGAUUGUUUAUCUCAUAUAACAUAAUAUAUAUAUAUAUAUAUUAUAUAGUAUAAAUGAAUAAAUAAAUGAAUAUAUAAAUAUUAUAUAUAAAAUUAUCAAUAAAUAUAUAUAUAUAUAUGAAUAAAUAUAAUACAUGUAAGUAUAACCACACCAAGGACAACACAGAAAGAUUAAAUCAUACAUAAAAUGCGAGUUCUAUCUGUCAUCGUUAUUAUUAAGGAUUAUCAGAGUUUGGAAAGACUCUAAAAUUAGUGACAUAAGGAAUACGUAUAAACAUAUAUUAUAUUACAGUAGGAAAAUACCGAUCGAGGGCGAUUCUAGAACAAGAUCUUGAAACGUGAAACGAAAGAACAAAUUACUGAAAGCUACUGCCGCAUGUAAUGCAGACACGAUGCAUACCCCUUUAGCUACACGUCGUCGUAACUGUCACGAGCUAGAAAUCUGAGAAAGGUACACUGUACGCGGUCUUCUCGUGAAAAAGUUACACCACCGUAAGAAAUUAACUCGUUAGUUAUUCGUGCAUCAGAACUCCUGAACGGCAAUUUUUACACUUGGUUUACGGUCUGGGAAUCAAGGAGUAUAUAUUUUGCUCUUCGAUUCUCCAAAUGUUUUUAAACAACACGAUUGAAUUCGUGAAUUCGGUAAUCUGGCGAUUAAUUCCCAAAUUAUCGAUACCACCAUCGAAAAAUCUAUGAAAAACGUUCGGCCAAAUUAGAGCGCUUAAAACUUUUGUGUCAGAUUGCCCUGAUCAUUUGUAACGAACGUGGUACAAAUUUCUUGCGACGGGGUUUCCGGUGUAUCGGUUAUGGAAACUGCAGCGUAUGUUAUCGUUGCCCUUGCGGGUGAACAUUCGUCGGUGAAAAAUGGCGUCAGGGCGCGAGUCGUUUUCAUUCGCUUUGACAUGAGCCGGAAGUUUUUGUUUCCGUCAUUGUUACAGACAGAAACGCGCCCGAGUUCGAGGCGGUCCGUAACAAUAGCGAAACGAUUAUUUUUCGACCCCCAAUUAAGGGAGGAAACGUUGAAGUACCAUCGGUACGCUCCGGCCCGGCUGCACCGACGAUGAAGAAAAUAUACCGCGGUGGUUUCCAGGCGAGACAAAUUGGUCAUCGACGAUUUUAUUCAUCGAUAUCUAUUGGUGUAUCGUCGGGGACUAUACCGGAUCUUUUUUACGGAGGAAUGCGGAGAGUAGCCUCGAUAACAUGAAAAAUUUAACGACGCGUAGAACGAUCAACUUAACAUCGGGAAGUAAUUUGGUAAUCGGAUGUGAAUUAUUACGAUCGCCAUAAUUGAUUACAAAACAUUUCGAAUGUUUCCUAGUCAUUGUGGUAGUUAUAAGCUCUAUACCCGUAGGUGUGUUAAGUUAAUUAUACGAGUUAUAUAUGUUUACGUUACGAUUAUAUUAAUUAUAAUUAGAAAAUUUAAGACGGUGUCAGUUAAUGUAACUGAGGAUAAAACGUACCGAAAAAGUUAUUACAAUAUUUAACAAUAAUUAUCAUAUUAAAAUCACGAUAAUGUUACGAUAAUAUGGAUAUUACGAUAAUACUAUGUAUUACAAUCAUAUAUGUAUAGUAAUCUCUGUACGUAUAAUGUUUUCUGAUAACUGUCUGUAGGCAAAAUGGACACAAGUGCAACUGUGUCUUGUGAAGAUUAAGAAGAAAAUGAUUAAAAAAAAAAAAACAAAAAAAAUGAAAAAAAAAAACGUAAAAACUUAAGCAACGUAAAGACGUUACCUGGGAUUACCUGUCAGAAACUACUGUAACAAUGAUGAAAAAAAACCCUUGAACCCUCGUUAGAGAUAGGGCACGGUGUAUUCAGAGUGCCCUCUAGAGAAUCUGUUAAACUAUGGUUAACUUAUUAUAUUGCAUUAAACUAAUCUGUAAUAAUAAAUAUAUAAGUAAGUCUAA
Athalia rosae (coleseed sawfly) is the source of this 10676-nucleotide messenger RNA. RefSeq names its product synapsin (gene Syn). Gene Ontology annotation, molecular function: ATP binding; metal ion binding. The transcript is spliced from 9 exons. Lineage: Eukaryota; Metazoa; Arthropoda; Insecta; Hymenoptera; Athaliidae. Gene Ontology annotation, cellular component: synaptic vesicle; synaptic vesicle membrane. The annotation marks the transcript as partial. Gene Ontology annotation, biological process: neurotransmitter secretion. The record is from RefSeq and is a predicted model, not a curated record.